AGUAACUUAGCGAUCCUAACCUGGCUCGUCUGGCCUGGGGCAGCGCCGACAGAAAACUGACGGGACUCGCGGGACUGACCCUCAGAGCCCUCGACCUGGCCUGACUCCCAGAAACGGUGCCUCUCCUCUCCUCAGCCAAGCCGCCAAUCCCUGCACCGAACGAAUUGUCAGAACAUGGGGGGCGAGGAAUUCUUCAUCACCUUCCUUUAUCUUCGCGCAUAUCCUCAGUCGUGUCCCUCAUUAUCUUCUAGCAAUUAUGAUACAGUACAGUACAUGCAGGUGAGUAUUCUUUCUUUUUUUUUUCCCCUAUCUUGCUGUGAUGGGCCACAAUGCACCUGGCUCCCGGAUUUGUGCUUUUGCGCUCCGAUUUAUAUUGACAGGGAUGGGUGCACGCCUCACAUGGUCAAAAUGCGACAUCCCUUUACCUCCUAAGCCAAUCAUCGGGCCACCAGGAACUUCGAGGUUGGAAAAGAGCCACGCCCCACCCCUUAGAUCGCACCCGACCCAAUGAUCCAAUGACCCGACGACCCAGCUGGGCAUCUUGCAGACAGACGGCUAUCGGAACUCCCGAGUCAGCAAGUCAUCGAAGGUCGACCAGGACGACAACACUUGACAGCAACUGAGCUGCUCCAUUGGAACUGUAUGGCCCGGUAGUUGCGGCUCAUAUUGAUGUGAACUGGCUUUCUGAAUGAGUACUGUGUGCGGCGAUAUUUGUAUCGAAAUUAUUGUUUGCGACCGAAGUCCUGGGUCCUUGCUGGACAUUUCGCUGGACAUUCGCUAGCUUCAUCCGAUAUCUGCCCGGCGCCGCUAACUUCCAUCAUUGCUCGACUUAAUCAACGUCACGCCCAAUACAAUCCGAUCCACCAACGAUCAUAACCAUAAGAAUGGCUAUCGACCGCCCUAUACCCGCUUUCUAUUGUUGCUAUCUCCUCCGGUCGACCAUUCGCGGUAGUAGUGUAUACGUGGGUUCGACACCAAAUCCCGUGAGGAGACUUCGUCAACAUAAUGGCCUCGCGAAAGGAGGUGCUGCCAGAACGAGUAGACCGAGUAUGAGACCUUGGGAGAUGACUUGUAUUGUGACUGGCUUCCCAAGCCAUAUAGCCGCGCUGCAGUUCGAAUGGGCAUGGCAAAACCCCCACAUAACAACUCACAUCCCGUCCGACUCUCGAAUACAACACGCCGUUGGUAAGAAGAGGUCCGGGCAGCCCAAACGACCCCGUCACACCGUCUCCUCCCUCCUUUCAAACCUCCAACUCCUCCUCCGUGUAUCCUCCUUCGCCCGCUGGCCACUCUCUCUCCACUUCUUCUCCCCAGACGUCUACAAAGCCUGGACAAAAUGGUGCAAAUCCGCCGCUGAACCAAUCCAACCGACCAUACAUAUCAUCCAAGACUUCCCACCCACUUCUCCCGAUCAAGAACCUCGAUUUCCUGCAGAGAAAGGAAGUCCACGAUCCAAAAGACAAAAAUUGAGCCAUGGCAUAGAAGCUCUAGAAGUCGGAUACGAGACUUCGAAAGCACACGUUGAGAAGGCAAAGAAUGUAUUCGACUUCGAACAAGAAGGUUCAUGCGCAAUCUGUCAUGAUCAUCUCGAGCACGACGCGGGUGUUUACACUAUCUGCCCCACUCCUGGAUGCCAAUCUGUCACCCAUAUUACAUGUCUGAGCAAGCACUUCCUGAAAGACACCGAAGACGACUUUCUACUGCCAAUCAAAGGCACAUGCCCAAGCUGCAACGAGGAAUUGCGAUGGGUGGAUGUGGUCAAGGAACUAAGUCUAAGGAUGAGAGGACAGAAAGAAGUAGAGAAUUUAUUGAAAGUCAGGAGGUCUAGGAAGGGAAAGGGCACGUCUUCGCAGGCCAUCGUCGAGGAUUCAGAGGAAGAAGAUGACGACCUGGACGACGACGACGUUGACGAAGAAAUCGAGUUGCACCAGUUGAAAACGAGAAAAGGCAAAGGCAAAGGCAAAGCCAAGGCAGGAAAAGAACUCGGCGAUACAUGGCAUGCGCUCUCUGAAUCCUCAGAUUCUGACACAGGAUCGAUCACAAGCACUAUCUCUCAUACCCGGAACAAGCCUACCUCUACCAUUCAAGCGAGCUCAACGCAAACCAAGAAAGUCAAGACCGUAAUCGAAGAUAGCGACUGGGACGAUGCGGAUAUCAUCGACUAAAAACUAUCUAUGUCAGCGCAUCUCUAUCCUCACCCAUCCUACCAAGAAAGCUCCAGAAGGAAGACUUCUUCUACUUGUACCACAACACACCAUAUCACGUUUUUGUAGCGAGUUAUCAUGAUAUCUAGCAGCAAAGAAAAAUGCACCACACUCAAAAUACACCACUUAAACUUCAAGCGUAUGUACACAUAUAUGUGCAUGCAUAUACCCGUUUGGCUUGAAAGUGACUCGUCUUAAAGACCGGACGUAAUCGGGUACCUGCAGUUCCUGACGUCCAGCAACUCCCCUGUUGAUUCCAUUUUGAUCCGCCUCCGCCCACCAAUAGCAAAGCGAGCGCAUCGUUGGCUCCUCACCUCGGCUUUCUUUCCUUUCGCGCUGUCAGGAAACCUCGAUCGGUAAUGCAGAACAACAGUUUUCGAAAUUUCUAAUCAACUUGAUUUGCUACAAUAAGCAAAACUUCCCCGUUGACACUUUCUGGUGUCCCCAGCUUGGUUUGCGCCACAGGCUUCGCUUACUGAUGUCUACAACACCACCACCACCACCACCACCAAAUCAACGAAACUUCGUCCUACCUCAUGUUCAAUUUACAUAUAGACUUCCAUUAGGAGGCCAACGGAGGUCAUGCAUGAAUCACUUUACGACUUCUUCGUUUCACAGUGUAAGGAUAAUCGGCUUGAGCAGAACACAUCUCGCUGUAAUCACUUGCUGUGCAUUGCUCGACUCGCCGGGGAAAUUUACGUGCUUCACGUACCUUUCUCUUAAUAGCUCAUACAUAGGUAUUUCAGCUCACUUUCGGCAUGCUUCUGCAGUACCUGCUUCGACUGACUUCAAAUCGGUAACUUCAGCAUACAUAAAAUAUCAUCCGUCAGCUACCCCUCGAUCUAGCAUUGCCAAAUUACUACCUUCACAUCACA
Cadophora gregata is the source of this 3079-nucleotide messenger RNA. It is a transcript of the gene SLX1, whose product is annotated as Slx4p interacting protein. Gene Ontology annotation, molecular function: crossover junction DNA endonuclease activity; 5'-flap endonuclease activity. Gene Ontology annotation, biological process: double-strand break repair via homologous recombination. The transcript is spliced from 5 exons. Gene Ontology annotation, cellular component: Slx1-Slx4 complex. The coding region runs from base 885 to 2165 and encodes 426 amino acids. Lineage: Eukaryota; Fungi; Ascomycota; Leotiomycetes; Helotiales; Ploettnerulaceae. The record is from RefSeq and is a predicted model, not a curated record.